Messenger RNA from Arachis ipaensis, 1629 nucleotides. NCBI's taxonomy places the organism in Eukaryota, Viridiplantae, Streptophyta, Magnoliopsida, Fabales, Fabaceae. The record is from RefSeq and is a predicted model, not a curated record.
AUGGGGGACGAUCCGGAGAGGCUUUAUCGUUUGGAUGGAGUUGCUCAUAUUGUCGGGGUGAUCAACGACGAGCCUCGGCGUUGCAUAUCCAGCGUUAGGCGGCAGCAGGGGAUGCGGCUUGAUGAGAGGUACGUUCCGUACUUGCAGAUGGCCGGCUUGUACCAUCUUGCGAGACUGAACGACAGAUGGUUCCGACUUGACGAGCCUCUGGUCAGUGCAUUCAUCGAGAGGUGGCGUCCUGAGACGCACACCUUCCACAUGCUGUUCGGCGAGUGUACCAUCACCCUUCAGGACGUCGCAUACCAGUUGGGGUUGCUGGUGGACGGUCAUUACGUUAGCGGUUGCCUGACAGACUUCCACCUAUACAUUGAGGGUGGGAGGCCUGCUUGGACGUGGUUCCAUGAGUUACUAGGUGUCUUACCUCCUGAAAACCAAGUUCAGAAAUUCGCAGUCAACUGCACAUGGUUCCAGGAGACAUUUGGAGAGUGUCCCGACGGGGCUGACGAGGAGACACUGUUUGCCGACAAGUCCGGCAAUCGUAUACACAUCAUAUGGCUCCCCUUUGUGGCUAGACUUGAGGAGAUGGGUGGCUACAGUUGGGGGUCGGCAGCUCUAGCAUGGUUGUACCGAUGCAUGUGCCGAGUCGCCAAUAGACAUGUCGUGAAGUUAGCUGGCCCGUUACAGUUACUGCAGUCUUGGAUCUUUUGGAGGUUUCCUUCCUUUAGGCCCACUGGGUAUGAUGCGUUUAGCUGGCCCCUUGCCUCGAGGUGGUCUGGUUACAAUCCUGGGAUUAGCAGCAAGGGGCCUAGGGUGCAGAUGGCUCGGCUGAAGAUCGACUUGUUACAGCCUCGGGAUUUCAUAUGGAUGCCCUAUAGCGCACUUGACGUCAUCCAGCAUCAGGUUGAUAGAGUGUUACCGCAGUUUGGUGGCGUACAGCCCCCACCGCGUCUCGCCCUGAACAUCGACUUCUUGAUGUCGAAGGACGGGAGAGGAGGUCACCGUUGGUUCCCGUCGCACUUAGCAUACUGGCAUCUUCACUGGCAGGAGCGUUCGGUGCACAUUUUACAGUUCGAUAUUGUGGCCGACCCGGGACCCUCACAUGAUUUCUUGGCAUGGUGGCAUCAGCAUGGAAAGAGAUUCCUGUCGCCAGAGAUGUACUUGGGGGAUCCACGAGGUAUUCCUAUUCCGGAUGAGGCGACUCAGAGAGGUGCAGGCCGAGUUCCUGAGAUGGACCUAGUCCACGAUGUUCCUGACAGACGUCAUGUUGAGAGGCGAGCUCGAGUCGGGACACGUCGUAGCCAACGUGAGCAUGCCUGGCUCGAUCAUGCUAUGGAGGAGGUUGAGGACGCAGGUAGGGGUCGCGGGAGACGACAUGGGCGUGGAGGCAGGAGGAGGGGGGUCGAUGCUAGAGAUGAUGUCCAUCAGCCUGGGAGGGAUGCAGCUGGAGGAGGAGAGGCAGUCGGGGUUGACAGGCCCCAUCAGGGGGGCAUGAUGGUGAGUGGUAUGGAUCAGACACUUCAGGACAGUACUCCAUGGGCGAGUCCGAACUCCAUGUUUCCAGACUUCCUUGCUAGUGACGGGAUUGUGGCGGAGUUCGGUGGACCUCAUUUCCUUGAGGUCCAUAGGUGA